AUCAUGCUAGUUCUUUGGUGUAUUCAAAACAUAGUUCCUGGAUGAAACAGUUCCUCUUGUCUAGCAGUUCUCCUUCGUUACUUAUUUCAUUUUUUAAGUAUAGCCUUAAAUUUCAGAGUUACCAAGCUAAAAUUAAACUCGCCCCUAAGUUGAUACACAAUGAUACCUGCGAAAAUUGGUUCACACACCACGCCCAUCAAAGUGGCCGGAAAAGGAUCCGAGCGAAACAGACUUCCGCCCAUCAAGCUGAACCUCCUGGCGUUGACCAACAAUGUCAAGGUCAAAUGUGAACUGUGUAACCAGUGGGGCAGCCUGCAGUGUGCCCACUGCAGGGUCACUUACUACUGCUGCGAAGAACAUAUGGAGCUGGAUAGGACACUCCAUGAAGACAUCUGUCACAGGAUAGAAAUGCUGAGACAGCCGAUUGAGUUCAGCCCUUCCCAGGAUACCCGAGAGCGGAUGAAGAAACAGAAGCGCGUGCUCCUUGAAGAGAUGUACGAAUACACCUACCGCCAGGGUCAAACUUCUAUGGAAGCGGGGCAAUACGACAAGGCCAUCCCAGCAGCAGUGGUCAGUGCCAAGUAUGCCAGAGAGAUCUGGGGCACGUCUGCCGAGGUCAUCCCGCCUCUGCUGGUAGCAGCAGAAUGCUACGUGAACAAAGGGAAGCUCGGGACGGCUGACGGUUUCUUGGCACGCGUCUUGUGUAUCGAACUAGAGACAACCAAUUUGAAACCUUCUAUUAAGGCGAGAAUCAAACGUAACGAGGGUCUGAUUCAUCAAGCGAAGAUCAACUAUCAGGAUGCUCUUGAGUGCUACGCCGAAGAAAUUUACCAGAACACAGAAGAGUUUGGACCUACGCACAUCCGGACAUCAGGGGGCUACUGCUAUCUGGGACACAUGUUUCAACUGAAAGCGAACGAACUGACCGCUCUAUCUCUAUAUAGGCAGACAGUAGAUAUUUGGAUCAAUACCGUGGAUCCCAUUUUGGAAGAGAUGACGUCACAGCCGGACGUCCCAGUUAUUGGCGCUCUGAAGCCUCAGCAAGAGAAGCAGUGGAUGUAUGAGUGUGACAAGUUGGAGGGCUUAAAGAUCUUGACGAAAUGUUAUACACAUUUGAAAGAGAUGGUUACCAUUGAGAUGCCGGCUAUGGAUAUCAUUCGAUCGAUAUACGCCAUUGGGUGCAUUAUGUACAUGAAUGAAAGAUAUAUGGAAGGCAAGAAUCGCGCGCAGGAAGGCAUCACGUGGUGCAACGAGAAGAACCUGAAAGCGCAUCCAAUCCACAAGAAGCUGCUGGCACUUAAUAAAUACUGCGAAAGGAAGAUCUACAAGGAAGACAAGAGUCUCUUAGAGUCCCAGUCUAUGGACAAUAUUCGCACAGAGAUUCGACUGGAUUCACGCAGCGGAUUGAAUCUGGCAAUAUGAUAGAUGUGUGGCAGUGCGGUGUUCCAUAAUAUUCUGUAAUGUGGCCCUCUGUGAUGUGAUGCUCUAUAAUGUGAUGUUCUGUAAAGUAUUGUUCUAUAUUGUGAUGUUUUAUAAUGUGAUGUUUUAAAAUGUGAUAUUCUAUAAUGUGAUGUUAUAUCAUGGGAUGUUCUAUAAAGUUGUUUUAAGCUUA
Molecule: messenger RNA, 1612 nt
Organism: Biomphalaria glabrata
Lineage: Eukaryota; Metazoa; Mollusca; Gastropoda; Planorbidae
Product: zinc finger MYND domain-containing protein 12-like
Exons: 9
Coding region: 160-1422 (420 amino acids)
Molecular function (GO): protein binding
Source: RefSeq, a predicted model, not a curated record